Molecule: messenger RNA, 2220 nt
Organism: Ustilago hordei
Lineage: Eukaryota; Fungi; Basidiomycota; Ustilaginomycetes; Ustilaginales; Ustilaginaceae
Product: putative TUP1 - general transcription repressor
Exons: 3
Coding region: 1-2220 (739 amino acids)
Molecular function (GO): protein binding
Source: RefSeq, a predicted model, not a curated record
AUGUACAAUCACCGUUCUAUCGUACCCUCGGGUGGGUCCCAAGGUCCUCCUUCUGGCCCACCUCCCUCUGGCCCACCUCCUUCUGGCCCACCUCCUUCUGGCCCAGGUGGCCCCGGUCCUUCUCAGGCAGCUGCAGCAGCACAAGGAGGUCCUCAUCCUGGAGGCCCAGUAGCUGGCCCUCCCGGUGGCCCAGCGCCUACAGGCCCUCCUGGUGCUGCAGCUGGCCCUCCCGGUGCAGCUCCACCUGCUGGAGCCCCUCACACAAGCUCGGCGAGACUCGCCGACCUUCUCGAUUUUGUACGACAUGAAUUCGACCUUCUCGGCAACGACACAGCACAGUUCAAAGCGCAGCGCGAUGAAAUGGAACACAGAGUUACGCAACAAGUCAGCGAAGUCAACAUGAUGCAAAAUCACUUCUACGAGCUCGAAAAGCGUCACACUCGGGUCAUCCAGCAAUACGAAGAAGAAGUCAAGCGACUCCGCAGCAUUCUCGACUCCAGAGGUCUCUCGGCAGAGCACGGCGCAGCUCCCGCAUCCGGUCCCAUGGGUGGUCCACCUCAUCUCCCUGCAUCUAGUGCUUCGGGUCCAUUGCCAAUCGCCUCUUCUGGUGGUCCUCCUCCUCCUGGAGGCCCUGGCGGCCCUGGCUCUGCAGGCAUGCUUGGUCCCAACGGCAGCGGUGCUGCAGGCGGCCCUGGUUCCGAGUACGGUGCACGUGGCCCAAACGGCUUUGACCGCGAGCGCGAUCCUGCUCGUGGUCCAACACCUGGCGGUAAAGACUCGAAGCGCAUGCGCGUUGAUGGACCUGGAUCGCACUACAGUGGACCACCUAGCCCUGGCGUUGAACGAGAGCGAGCCGACUGGAUCAAGAAGGAAGAGCAACGCGACAGAGCGCCGCGCGACGAAAAAUGGGACAGAGAACACCGUGGUGGUGGUCCACCUCUUGGACCUGGACCGGCUCAAUCGCCACACGGUGUACCGCCCCUUCCACCGCCCCUUCCACCGCCCAACUCGUACAACCGUGAGAUGCAGCAUCGUGAUCGCGAGCGUGGUGGACCUGGUGGCGAUCGUGCUAGCGAAGCUGCUCAAGGUGCUGAAUCGCCUGGUGCAGCCGCUGCAGCCGCUGGCAAUGUUUCGCUUGCAAGCCUAAGCGACAUGGAUCCCGAUGAAAUCCCAAAAGAGCUCAAGAAGGAAGGUCCUGACUGGCUGGCCAUCUUCAAUCCCAAAGUCAAGCGAACGCUCGACGUCAACCUCGUUCACACUUUCCUCCACGAAUCCGUAGUCUGCUGCGUCCGUUUCUCCGCUGACGGCAAAUACCUUGCUACGGGUUGCAACAAGUCUGCUCAGAUUUUCGACACCAAAACGGGCGCCAAGACUUGUGUUUUGACCGACCAAUCUGCCAACUCCAAGGGAGACCUUUACAUCCGCUCCGUCUGCUUCUCUCCAGAUGGCAAGUGCUUGGCUACUGGAGCAGAGGAUAGGCAGAUCAGGAUUUGGGAUAUCAGUAAAAAGAAGGUCAAGCAUCUUUUCUCUGGCCACAAGCAGGAGAUCUACUCGUUGGAUUACAGUAAGGACGGUAGGAUCAUUGCUAGUGGUAGUGGAGAUAAGACGGUCAGGAUUUGGGAUGUGGAGAAUGGGCAACUUUUGCAUACGUUGUAUACUUCGCCUGGAUUGGAGCACGGACCUAGUGAGGCUGGAGUUACAAGUGUUAGUAUAAGUAGUGAUAACAGGUUGGUUGCUGCUGGUGCCUUAGAUACGCUCGUGAGGGUGUGGGAUGCGCAGACGGGUAAGCAGUUGGAGAGGUUGAAGAGUCAUAAAGACUCCAUCUACUCGGUCAGCUUUGCUCCUGAUGGCAAGUCUCUUGUGUCGGGAUCGCUGGAUAAGACUCUGAAACUUUGGGACUUGACCGGCACUGCCAAGGCGGUACAAGAAAACAGAGCAGAGGAGAAGGGUGGUCAUGCAAAUUGCGCAACCACUUUCGUUGGACACAAGGACUAUGUCCUGUCGGUGUCUUGCAGUCCAGAUGGACAAUGGGUUGCAAGUGGUAGUAAGGAUCGCGGGGUACAGUUCUGGGAUCCUAAGACGGCGCAAGCGCAGUUUGUAUUGCAGGGCCACAAGAACAGUGUCAUUGCGAUCAACUUGAGUCCUGCAGGUGGACUAUUGGCAACCGGUAGCGGUGACUUUAAUGCUAGGAUCUGGAGCUAUGAUCGUAGUCCCAACUAA